Pyricularia pennisetigena is the source of this 585-nucleotide messenger RNA. RefSeq lists its product as uncharacterized. The transcript is spliced from 3 exons. The record is from RefSeq and is a predicted model, not a curated record. Gene Ontology annotation, cellular component: phagophore assembly site. Lineage: Eukaryota; Fungi; Ascomycota; Sordariomycetes; Magnaporthales; Pyriculariaceae. Gene Ontology annotation, biological process: autophagy; autophagosome assembly. The coding region runs from base 1 to 585 and encodes 194 amino acids.
AUGGCGCAGAGCAACCCGCCCGAGUUCAUCCUCGAGGCCUUUGCCGAUCCCACCACAGUACAAGAUGUAGUCCGCGGUAUCCUGCAUACGAUAUUCUUCCAUCGCUUCUUCCCGACCCUGACCCCGCAGACGCGCGACGUCCUGGACCUGACCCUGCCUCUGGUCGACGAUGUCGAGCUCGAGACCAUGAUCGACCAGCGAGUCGCCGCCCUCGCCCGCCAGCUCGACAAGCAGCCCCACGGUGGCGGAGGCUCCUCGGGCAGGGGCCAGAUCUCGGUCCAGUUCUUUGAGAAGAAGCGCCGCAAGACCUGGCUCGCCAUGAGGGGCGAGGAGGAGGUCUGCUGGGAGUAUUGGACCGUCAAGGUCACUGUGGCUGAGCCCAGGACUGAGAGUGAGCGCGCAAAGGUCCGCAAGGCUACCGAGGCUACCUUGCUGGCCAGCACUAUGAAAAUCAUCACCUUUGUCAACACACACAAGGAUCAUAUACCGCCUAUAACCACCACCAACGCGAAUCCCUUCCCAUAUCAGAUUUCCGUGAAUCAGCAAGAAUCUAGUUGGACCGGAAGGAUACAGGGAAUAUAUUGA